UGAUUUUGAAAUAUUAGUUGGAUACGAUCAAAAGUGAGCGACACAUUUGAAGAGAGUUUGCCAACCAAUAUGAAGAUAUUAAUGUUGCUAACUUUAUUUGGCGCCUGCUACGCUGCUGUUCGAGUAAAAUAUUUCAGAACAGCGAAUGAUGACUUCGAUAUAAAUGCAUUAUUCCAAGAUCAGGCCAAAUUGAAGGUUUUCGUAGAUUGUAUAUUAGAUAAAGGUCCAUGUGAUGUAGUUACUCAAAGCUUUAGGGUUUUGAUACCCGAUGCCUUCAGUGAAUCCUGCCGUAGAUGCAAUGCAAAACAAAAACACAUGGGAAAUGUAUUUUUUGAAAACCUAAAGAAGUAUCCCGAAUAUUAUGAUGAAAUAGUCAAGAAGUACGACCCUUCAGGAAUAUACACGGAUAAAUUAUUAGAAGCUUUUAAAGGAUACUGAUGCAUGUAAAAUGUGUGAUGAUAAAAACAUACAAUCAAUCUAAAAUCAUAUGAUCCUUGCUCAUUAAAUGAUAAUAAAAAUAAAACUUAAAAAAUUCACCAUUUAUGAACAAUGCGGCUAUUGCCACUCUUUUAAAUCAACAAAAUUGCAGUCUUUGAAUUUUACAAUUUAAUUUAUCUACACAUAUUCUUUAAAUCCUCUAUUAAAGAUUCUAAAACAGUUAGUUUAUUGCCAACAUUAUCCAAAAGAGUGGUGUAAUGAAAUUCAAUACAACAUUGUGGUAAGACAUUGGGUGUUAUAAUGUUGGCAGUAAGCUAACAGUCUUAGAAUAUUUAUUGAGGAUUUAUAUUAUGGGUGUAGAUAAAUUCUUGUAUGCAACUGUUGAUAAUUAGGUAUUAAAACACUCAUGUGAUACUAUUAUCAUAUAUCCACAUUCGUGUUUUAAUGCCCCUUAUUACACAACAGUUGACCCCUUAAUACACACAACAUAAUAACAACAUAAAUAACUAUUAUAUAAUUCAUGCAACGUGAUGGAACAGAAACACUCGAAUGAUCUGAAGCAUUUAAAAUGUGUUAAUAAAUGAGUAUAGCAGGUGCAUUAACCAACGCAGACGUAAUAAAUCAAGGUAAAUUUAUGUGAACAUUGUGUCAAUAUAUGAAAAUAUUAAAAAAAAUAAUAUGAA
Leptidea sinapis is the source of this 1121-nucleotide messenger RNA. Its product is annotated as allergen Tha p 1-like. Bases 70 to 438 code for a protein of 122 amino acids. The transcript has 3 exons. NCBI's taxonomy places the organism in Eukaryota, Metazoa, Arthropoda, Insecta, Lepidoptera, Pieridae. The record is from RefSeq and is a predicted model, not a curated record.